This is a messenger RNA of Chiloscyllium plagiosum (whitespotted bambooshark), 1175 nucleotides long. It is a transcript of the gene socs3b, whose product is annotated as suppressor of cytokine signaling 3b. NCBI's taxonomy places the organism in Eukaryota, Metazoa, Chordata, Chondrichthyes, Orectolobiformes, Hemiscylliidae. Gene Ontology annotation, cellular component: phosphatidylinositol 3-kinase complex. Gene Ontology annotation, biological process: intracellular signal transduction; phosphatidylinositol phosphate biosynthetic process. The record is from RefSeq and is a predicted model, not a curated record. Gene Ontology annotation, molecular function: 1-phosphatidylinositol-3-kinase regulator activity.
AGAAGGUAUCAGAGAGAUCGUGAUAAGCACCGUUCUAGAGAAGUCUGGCAACCGUCUGAUCGACCCACACACACAAACUUUAUCGACUUCUUGAAAUACAUUUAAAAGGGCAUUGAUCUGAAAGGAGCCAAGCAGACGGAGUGCCUCUGGACGUAAGCAUUUGUGUGGUUCACACACACACACUGGCUCAGAGACUGAAAAGAAAAUUACCUUGGGUCCUCUCCACUACCGACCUGAGACAGCUUCAAUCCUCAGUUUUUUUUAUUAAAGAAGGAUUUUACUGCGUUGAUUUGAACAGGAACAAAAGAAGUUACAGUUGAAGAGGCGGGAAACCUAUCAACAAGCCACUUAUGCUUUAGCAGAAGUUUACAAAUUCUUCCUGAACUUCCAAUAUUUGGACGUAUCUGCAAUGGUAACAUACAGUAAGUUUGACGGGAUGAGCCGUCCUGUCGAUGUCCCGGCACAAAGACUCUCUUACCGACUGAAGACGUUUUCUUCCAAAAACGAGUACAACUUAAUUGUGAACACUGUGCGGAAACUGAAAGAGAGUGGUUUUUACUGGAGUACAAUGAAUGGGGGGGAGGCGAACAUCCUCCUCAGCCCCGAGCCAGUUGGAACUUUUCUCAUUAGGGACAGCUCAGACAAUAGGCAUUUCUUUACCCUUAGUGUUAAAACGGAAUCGGGUACCAAGAAUCUGAGGAUACAGUGUGAGAACUGUUCAUUUUUUCUGCAAACGGACCCUAAAAGCACCCAAACCGUUCCUAAGUUUGACUGUGUGUUAAAAUUGAUCCACCAUUAUAUGCCUUCAAAGUCUACAGACUCAGGGAAUGUGAAGAGAGUUUAUUUCAUUUACUCUGGGGGUGACAAAAUUCCUUUGGUGCUCUCCAGACCUCUCUCAUCUAGUGUUUCAACACUGCAGCACCUGUGCAGAAAAACUGUAAACGGACAUGUGGAGGUAUCUGGUAAAGUUCAAGAUUUGCCUGUGCCUGUCAGACAGUUCCUCAAGGAUUAUGACGCUCCAGUAUAAUCCUGAAAUUGCCAUAUGAACUUUCGAAGAACCACAUAGCCUCUUGGCUGGAUAACUAAGCUUGAAGAAACAGAAACAUUUGCACUCAUUUUUUAUUUAUAAAAAAGUUUCAAUAAUUUAUAAUAAAAUGCACUAUUUUUAAUGACAA